GCUGACUGGCCACUUCUGGGCAAACAUUAGCCACUCUGUUUUCUGCACCAUCUUUUGUGAUCCCAGCAAAAACCGUGCAGAGAGGAGACAGAAGAUCAAAAACCCGCAAGGGAAGGCAAGGCAAGGGGAAGGGAGAGAAAGAAACAGAACCCAGGCCAAUGCCUUGGCAGAAUGUCAAAGGAAAGAGCAGCUUUUUGUAAAUAUCCAAGAAAAUUAAUACCAUACCGGGCAGGGUGGUGGGUGGGGUGGAGGUUGCUUUUGGAAGGGGUGGUUGCAUGGGGCCAGCAGAAACUCACUAGAUAAACUGCUACAUCAAAGGAAGCUUGGAAGAAAAGGGCAAAGGAAAAGUUCAGAAGGCAAGUCUGUGAUGUAGAAAGAGAGUUGUGGGGGGAAAGACAGGGGGAACGGAGAGCAAAGAGGAGGUGAGGAGUUAAACUUGGAGGUACGGGGAGGGCGGAGGGCUGUGCGCUCAUGUUUUUUGAGUUGUAAACUGAUGAGAUCAUAAGUGUUUUCAAGCAAGCAAGGAGAGUAGGGAAACAGCCUGCAAAAAUUUGGCUUUUCAAGGGAAAAGCCAGAGAGCUGAACGCAAGAACCAUGGAGCCUGCGAGACGAUUCCUCUGGUGUCUGCUGUUACUUUUGCGAGAAACUCUUGUUCAUCCCUACUCAGUCCCUGCAGAUGCGUCCAAUCCUGAGAGCGUGGUGGUGUCCGUGCUGAACUUUACCGCCAGGGCAGGUUCCCAAAUGGCCUUGCCUUGCAAGAGCUACCGGAUGGUAUGGACCCAGGACCGCCUGAAUGACCGCCAACGCGUGGUCCACUGGGACUUGUACCGAAACCAGUAUGAUUAUAACAGCGAGAGACUGUGUGACAUGUAUUCUGCCGGGGAGCAGCGAGUCUACAGUGACUACAACAAAGGCCGGAUAUUUAUGCCCGAUACCGCAUUUGAGGAGGGCAACUUCUCGUUGGUGAUCAAAGACGUUGCCAAGAGCGACCAGGGCAUCUAUUCUUGCAACCUCCACCACCAUUACUGUCAUCUGUACGAAUCAGUGAAGAUCCAACUCGAUGUCACCACAAAAGCGAAAGGCGCAAAGAAGUAUUGGGACGGGGAGAAGGCUGUGAUUGUGGCCUUGAAGGGAAGUACCGUGGAGCUCCCUUGUAUCAACCGAAAUCACAUCUGGACGGAUCGGUAUAAUGAAGAAGAUCAGCAAGUGGUUCAUUGGGACCGGCAACCGCCAGGCGUGCCUCACGACCGGGCCGAUCGCCUCAUUGACUUGUACGCCUCUGGGGAAAGGCGCUCCUAUGGGCCUCUCUUCAUCCGGCAAAAGAUGAAUAUCACUGAAAGAGCCUUCAGCCAGGGUGAUUUCUCCCUGAAGAUAUCUGGUUUGGAGGCUGCCGAUGAAGGAACCUACUCCUGCCAUCUCCACCACCAUUACUGUGGCCUUCACGAGCGCCGUAUCUUCCAGGUGUCUGUCAUGGAGCCAGAACCAGAAAAAAAGGUGGUGAACAUCACCCGCCACAACGCACCAGCUGCAGAUCCUAACGCUGGCCGUGGACACAACGUGAUCAACGUCAUUAUUCCCGAGAGCCGAGCCCAUUUCUUCCAACAGCUGGGGUACAUCUUGGCGACACUGUUGCUUUUCAUUCUCCUCCUUAUCCUCGUGGUUCUCGUCACCCGCAAGCGCCGGAGAAGAGGUUUCGAGUACAACAUGAAGAAAUGUGACCAGAAAGACGUGAAUCUCAGGGAGUUUACGGCUGACAUGACCAAUUUGUCCAGCUACAAAAGCGAAGACAUUACGCUGGAUUAUAAGAACAAUAUCCUGAAGGAGAAGGCUGGGCACAGCAAGUACAUUCCAGCCAAGAACAUCGACUUAGACAAAGACUUUCGGAAGGAAUAUUGUAAAUGAAAAAUGAGGACCUCAACGCUCCUGGCUGGACCAGAAGCCCUGAUUAGAACUUAAAAGAGCGAAAGAAGCUCUUAUGAAGUCAUCCUUCCGGUUACGAAAGAGCUCAGUUUAGACUUUCUCCCUCUCUUGGGGGGCAACCAAAGCAAUCAAUGAUGCUUUGAGUGACACAUUCCUCUUUAUUAUCCUAUAAAAUGGUCAUUUAAAGGAGGGGGAGAUUUGGGGGGGGGUUUUAACUUUUUGCCUUUCUGACCCUUUUCCCUCCUUUUCCUUAUUUGAAUCAGUAUUUUGUGUUUUUUUUAAACUGACUUUUUAAAAAUAAGCUGAAAAAAAUAGGCGCUUAGCUUGAUGUUUAAACACAAAAUGGAUAUUGUGAUAUCUUUUACUGCGCUGUCAUUUUAAAAAUAUUUUUUUCCAUAAACGACUGUCUCUAAUUGGGCCUGCUUGGUGUGGGAACAUCCUUCCACUCUUCACAGAACUCUUUAUCAGACUAUUCGGGGUGACGAAUUGUUCUCUUUGGGGUCUGCAUGGUAGAAGGUACAAUUUGAGGCUGUUCAGUGCAACCUCGCAGUACAGAUCCAAGCUGAAACCAGGAUACUUCUUGGAAUUCCCAGCAACCUUUUUGGGGGUGGAACUCUGGUGGUCUUUGGGUCUUGAUAAAGAAUUUCUCAGCUGAGAUUUUGCAUCUGAUUAAUCAACAAAUUUUGCUGAAGGCCCGUCAACACUCUGGGAACCCAAAUGGAUAAUUUCAAAUAUUCUGAACUAGGGUGGGAUAUCAGACAUUCCAACUACCCCUAUUUUCUGGUGGCUGCCCCUCAAAAACAACUGCCCCAGUCUCAACUCUUCCUCCUGUCUUUUGGGAGGCCAUGUUAAAAUAUUGUUAGCUUGAUUUGCCGAUGUUGUUGUCCUUCAAGAUUAACCCCUUCCCCAGGUCUCAAGAAGAAAUUAAAACUCUCAGUGGAGGUUGGAUGCAUCUUAUUUUGAGUAUACAUUCACGUCGCAGUGUGUGCGCAUGAACAGGCACCAUGUACAGCAAACAGUGUGCUAAUUCACACACAGUGGUUCACAAGGCUUGUUUUGAACUGUUUAUGUGUUGUAGGGCUGUUAUAUUUGAAAUUUUCUGUUUAUUUCAAAGAAACCUCUUGGCUUUUAAAUCCAUGGAUGGCAGGCUAUUACAGAAUCAAUAAACAUACCAGGCGCAGAAAAAUCA
Eublepharis macularius is the source of this 3109-nucleotide messenger RNA. It is a transcript of the gene MXRA8, whose product is annotated as matrix remodeling associated 8. NCBI's taxonomy places the organism in Eukaryota, Metazoa, Chordata, Lepidosauria, Squamata, Eublepharidae. Gene Ontology annotation, cellular component: membrane; cell surface. Bases 595 to 1902 code for a protein of 435 amino acids. The transcript is spliced from 10 exons. The record is from RefSeq and is a predicted model, not a curated record. Gene Ontology annotation, biological process: cell adhesion; establishment of glial blood-brain barrier.